Molecule: messenger RNA, 2673 nt
Organism: Hydractinia symbiolongicarpus
Lineage: Eukaryota; Metazoa; Cnidaria; Hydrozoa; Anthoathecata; Hydractiniidae
Product: ceramide synthase 6-like
Exons: 2
Coding region: 473-1519 (348 amino acids)
Biological process (GO): ceramide biosynthetic process
Cellular component (GO): membrane
Molecular function (GO): sphingosine N-acyltransferase activity; DNA binding
Source: RefSeq, a predicted model, not a curated record
CAAACAGGGUGGAGUUAAACUUUGUAAGAGAUUACCAUUAAGUAAACCGCGUUCUUUUAAAAUCACUCUAAACUUUUAUGUAGUGGUCGACACAAUGGCAAAAAAAAAUAUGUAAUGGCGUAUUAAUAAUAUGCAAGUGUAAUUACCAUGGUCAUAAAAUUGUUAUCUCGGCCAUGUUGGUAAAAAGUUAAUGUUGCUAUGGUGAUAUUUCGAAACGAUGUUCUUUUUGUUGUUUAACAGCGAUCAAAUUAGUACUAUUUAGUGAGGUGAAGAAAAGUUGGUUGAGUUUUUUUUUUUGACUGAUGAACUUAUUUUUAUGUCAAACUUUAUUAAAAAUAUUUUUCUUUUCUUUUUUUUUCUUGAACAUAUAAACAUAACAUAAAAUAAUCACCUGGUGGUGUGCAAUACAAAAUUGUGAAUAAAAUUUAAAGCGUGCAUAUGGAAAUAUCUGACGUUUAAUUCAUAUGGAACAAUGACUUGGUUAUACGAGACAUUUUGGACGGACAGUUUUUGGUUGCCAAAGGGUUACACAUGGAACGAUUUAAAAUCAACACCGCAAUUAAAAAAAGCUGAAUUUUCCGAUCUUAUGUUUUUACCUGUGUUGGUUAUUGUAUUUUCAACUUUACGAUAUUUUUUUGAAAGAUCAAUAGCUAAACCAUUUUGUUUAUUUCUUGGAAUUCCGAACGAAGAAAUCAUUGUAGAACUUAAAAGUUUGGAAAAGAUGUACAAAAACGGUAUUUUGUUCCCAAGCGAUAAAGAUUUAAACAAUCUUGUUAAUAUAACAGGAUUGUCGAAACAGUACCUCUGCGCAUGGUUUCGCAAAAGAAGAACAGGUAGGAAAACUCCAUUGCUUAAGAAAGCUACCGAAACGUGUUGGAGAUGCUUCAUUUAUUUUCUUUUGUUUUGUUACGGCUCGUUUGUUUUAAUAAGGACUGAUUGGUUUUACGAUAAUUCGACAUGGAUGAAAGAUUUUAUUCGCAAACACGAGUUUACAACUGAUUUAAAGUGUUAUUACUUCGCAGAAAUAACAUUCUACUUGUCUCUCUUCAUUUCACAAUUCUUCGAUACAAAAAGAAAAGACUUCUACCAGCUUUUUGUACAUCAUAUUACUACCCUCGUUUUAUUGCUCGGUUCUUACACGCUUUCUUUAUAUCGAUUCGGAGCGGUUAUUAUGUAUCUACACGAUGCUGCCGAUUCCUGGUUAGAAGCAGCUAAGUUGGCAAACUAUGCAAAAAUUCAAAAAGCAUGUGACGCGCUAUUUGCAAUGUUUGCUAUAGUGUUUAUUUCGACUCGGAUAAUAUAUUACCCAGCAUGGGUUGCGCAUGCGUAUUUUUAUUACAGUACAUAUGAAGCUAGUAUUGUUUUGAAAUUUCUUGUCUGUUUGUGUUUUUUGUUGUUAUUUUUGCAUUUUUAUUGGGGAUAUUUGAUUGUAAAGAUGGUGUAUAAACUUAUAAGAAGCGGUAAAGUCGAUAAAGAUACGAGGAGCGACACUGAAGACAGUGAUGAUAAUGAAGCAUAGAAAAUAAUCGACUGAAUAUAGAUUAUUUAAAACAAAUUUAAAACAUUUACGUGGCAUCAUUAUUCUCCUCGUACAGAAUUUCCUUGUUAAUUACUUUACACACGAGAUAAAAACCAGCUGCGUGUAUUUUAAACGCCAACAACUAGUCGGUUAUAGACUGCUUCCGGCGUUAAAACAAGUUUCUAUUCUUAAAAUUUUACACCACGAACUAAAAAUUCUUGUUGGUUUUCUUAACUAAAUUGUACUUCGUGUAAUGCGUUAAGACGUCUUAAAUAUAGAAUUUCUAGUACUUUUCUCGAUAUGUCUAGAGUAAGUUAGCUUAAGGGUUUGAUUUUUGCUUUAGUCAAGAAGCAGUGAGUCCGAAAAAGGGAGAAACUUAAACGGCAUUAAACUCGAACUGAAAUUUUUGUGUUGCAGAAAAAUGCGUCUGUUUUCUGUAAUCUGAUUUCCCAACACCUAUUCUCUGUAAUGGCUUUCCAUUCUGAUUUUAAAAAUCAACAUGCUCUUAGAAUCAAGACUAUGCUUUAUGUUAAUUUUUCUUGUUUCGAAAGUCAUUACUAAAUCACUGAAGAAAACUAUUACGAAAUUAUAGAACAAUUUUACCUGUGUGUUUUGUUAAAUUUUUAUUAUAUAUAUUUUGUUGUAAAAUUUGUUUGUUUUUUAAAAAAUAACGGUGAUAUUAAAAUGCAGAACACGAGUUACCCAAAAGGGGCCUAUUAGUAGCUACGAAGGAAAAAAUAGCAAAAAACUCCCGCCUAUCUUUCCCUGAAUGUAAUGAACAAGUCUAAACUCAAUAUGACCGCCACUUUCGGGAAAAUAUACCACAAUCGUUUUCUCUGCGCUUUGAACCACAAUUUCAACUCUAACGCCUUUUUUUGCCUUGGUUAUAUUGAAUAUCCAUUAAAGAUAUGAUUGCUAUCCAUUCAUCAAACUUUGUUUCUUAAGAAUUCUAGAGUAGUGUGGUUGCAACCUUUCUUUUACUUGCUUAUUUGUGCUCUUUUUUGAAAAAAAUGCUUUUAUCUCUUUAAGAAUUAUACAUGUUAAAAUAUCUAGUUUAUAUAGGAAAUAUAUUUAGGAAAUAUAGGUAUGCUAUAUUUACACGUUGUAGAAAAGGACUUUGCGGAGAGCAGACGCAGUAAAUGCACGUGAUAUCA